UCUCGGUCGUAAUUAUCCCCCAUCUCUCCCUCACUUCCCCCCAUCCUCCUCUCUUGUCCGGCCGCCGUCCGUUUCCCACAAUUUCCGCGUCCACCAUCCAUCGCCUCGCCCUCUAUCAACGCGCCCCACGCUUCCACCUCCGAAAUUGAAGGGAAAAAAUCCCCCAGAAAUCAGAGGCGCAAAUCCCUAGCCCUCUGACCCCCCAAAUCCCACCCGAAACCUCCGAAUUCGCUCGCCGAUUCGAUCCGCCCACCUGCCUGCUCCGUCCCAGGCGGCGGUUUUGCGGCGCGGAAUCUUGGGUUCGGAGAUCCGGGGCCCCGAUUCUUGGGUGUUUCGGGCUUGAAUCUUGGGGCUCCCAGGCAAUGCGAUUGGUCUCUCCCGGGGGACGAUCUGAGGCGCGGUUCUUGGGUGAAUCUUGCAGGGGAGCUCGUGAGGAUGGAGCAUGUGAUCGGAGGGAAGUUUAAGCUUGGGAGGAAGAUUGGGAGCGGAUCUUUCGGGGAGCUCUAUCUUGGCGUGAACAUACAAAGCGGCGAGGAGGUGGCUAUCAAGUUGGAAUCUGUCAAAUCAAGGCAUCCUCAGCUUCAUUAUGAGUCAAAACUGUACAUGCUUCUCCAAGGGGGAACUGGGAUUCCUCAUUUGAAGUGGUUUGGAGUGGAGGGGGAGUACAAUGUCAUGGUCAUUGAUCUUCUUGGUCCAAGUCUAGAGGACUUAUUCAACUACUGCAACAGAAAGUUCUCUCUUAAAACAGUACUUAUGCUUGCUGAUCAGAUGAUAACCAGGGUAGAGUACAUGCACACGAGGGGGUUUCUUCAUCGUGAUAUCAAGCCAGACAACUUCCUUAUGGGCUUAGGCCGUAAAGCAAGUCAGGUUUAUGUCAUUGACUAUGGCCUUGCGAAGAAGUACCGGGACCUCCAAACUCAUAAACACAUACCUUACAGGGAGAACAAAAAUCUCACAGGAACAGCACGGUAUGCUAGUGUAAACACCCAUCUUGGAGUAGAACAAAGCAGGAGAGACGACUUAGAGUCUCUUGGUUAUGUGUUAAUGUAUUUCUUAAGAGGAAGCCUUCCUUGGCAAGGUCUAAAAGCUGGCACAAAAAAACAGAAGUAUGACAAAAUUAGUGAGAAGAAAAUGCUAACACCAGUUGAGGUCCUUUGUAAAUCUUAUCCAUCAGAGUUCAUUUCAUACUUCCAUUAUUGCCGAUCUUUGCGAUUUGAAGAUAAACCAGACUAUACCUAUUUGAAGAAACUCUUCCGAGAUUUAUUCAUCCGUGAAGGGUGCCAGCUUGAUUAUGUAUUUGAUUGGACUGUAUCGAGGCAAGCUGCGGACAAUAACAGAUUGCGACUGAGUGGGAGGACAGGCGGGUUGGCGGGACCAUCUGCAGACCGAGCUGAACGGGCUGCAGCAAGACAGGAUGUUCCGGAUAGAUUCUCCGGUCCAGUUGAUCCAUUUGCUAGAAGAGCUGGCUCUGGUUCUGGCCAUUAUGGAGAACACGCAAAGCACAGAACUCUAUUAGAUUCACUUUUGGCACCCAAGACGGCUGCUGAUUCGGAUAGAAGAAGGCCUUCAUCAUCUCGGAAUGGGAGCACAUCAAGGAAGGCCCUUUUGUCAAGCAGCAGACAAGGUUCUGGAGAACCCAGUGACCCAAAUCGCAGUAGCCACCUAGUCCCGACCAGCAGUGGCAGCAGCCGCCCAUCAACUAAUCAGAGGCUUCACCAGUCAACCGGAGUUGAGGGCAGGACCUCAUCAUUGUCAAAACCUGGAAGAAUCCAUGAUGAUCCCACUAUGAGGACCUUUGAACGCCUUACUAUUAGUGCAGACAGGAGGAAAUGAAACUUCACAAGAGCAAAAGAUCCGAGUUGCUGUUACGUGGAAGGGUGCUGAGGAUUCACUCAGUUCCAGAUGAUGCUUACUGAUCAGCAAGUUAAAUGAUUCUGUGCUAUACAUGGCGCUGAGAUAUGAACAUAGCGAUUCUCAUCGAAUCUUGGCACAGAAGAUUGAGUUCUGUUAAUUCAAUGAAACUGUUCUUUCAAAUGGUUACAGAAGCAUUUUACUCCCCAUUAUGAGGGACCCGGGAUCGGCUGCAGUGUUUAGCCGUGCUGGUCCAAAUGAUGUUGAUGUUGACUCAGAUAUCUGUAGAGAUGUCAUAAAAAUAAAACAGUUCACUAGACCGGCA
This is a messenger RNA of Phragmites australis (common reed), 2176 nucleotides long. Its product is annotated as casein kinase 1. The record is from RefSeq and is a predicted model, not a curated record. The transcript is spliced from 14 exons. Lineage: Eukaryota; Viridiplantae; Streptophyta; Magnoliopsida; Poales; Poaceae. Gene Ontology annotation, molecular function: ATP binding; protein serine/threonine kinase activity. Gene Ontology annotation, cellular component: nucleus; cytoplasm. Bases 436 to 1833 code for a protein of 465 amino acids. Gene Ontology annotation, biological process: signal transduction; endocytosis; peptidyl-serine phosphorylation.